AUGAAACAGCCGGAUGCUGCACGACCUAUAAAUUUCAGACCUAACAACUGCUAUAGGUUCAUUGUCGAAGCUAUCAAGAAGCACAUGAUUGAUGAAGAUGGAACGUUGAAAUUCCAGGUCAAGUGGGAGGGCUAUGAGAAGAAGUCAGAUAUGACUUGGGAGCCAGAGGAAAACCUACUGGAGUCAGCGGGCGAGAUUCUCAGUGCCUAUCUCGAAUCCAUCGGCGGGCGAGACAAGAUCUUUGAGGAGACACAGGAAGCCUCCAGAGGCAAGAAGCGCAAUCGAACGACCAGCACAACACCAGCUGCUACUACGAAGCGUUCCAAGAGAAACGGAACACACCCUGGCGACUCGGCACCCCCAGCUACAGCAGCGAAAUGGAGCCCUCCAGCGGGGUCGUGGGAAGACGAGAUUGACACGAUUGACGCCUGCGAGGACGAAGGUAGUGGCCGGCUCGUUGUUUACCUUGUGUGGAAGAAUGGCCGUAAGACGAAGCAUGACACGAAGGUCAUUUACAAGAAGUGCCCCCAAAAGAUGCUACUAUUCUACGAACGACAUGUGCGAAUCAUACGGGAGGAGAACAAGGCAUUGACAGAAUAG
Trichoderma virens Gv29-8 is the source of this 600-nucleotide messenger RNA. RefSeq lists its product as uncharacterized. Gene Ontology annotation, biological process: negative regulation of transcription by RNA polymerase II; chromatin organization. Bases 1 to 600 code for a protein of 199 amino acids. Gene Ontology annotation, molecular function: chromatin binding. Lineage: Eukaryota; Fungi; Ascomycota; Sordariomycetes; Hypocreales; Hypocreaceae. Gene Ontology annotation, cellular component: nucleus; pericentric heterochromatin. The transcript is spliced from 4 exons. The record is from RefSeq and is a predicted model, not a curated record.